AUGAUGGGGAUGCCGCAAUUGUUUGAAGACCGGCCGUGGCCGAGUGGCGGGCAGCAGGGCUCCUCGUCGCCAGCGCAGUCGCCAGCCACGGCGCCAGUGAAGCGCGGGCGUGGACGGCCUCGGAAACACCCACUGCCUGCAGCGGAUGCAGCGAAGACGCGUGUGAAGGCGAAGCAGGCAACGCACCGCCGGGUGGGUGUAUACGGGGAGUAUGACUCGCCGAGUCCGGAUGACGGGGGCGACCAGUGGGACCCGGCUAGCUCCUGGCCAGGUGAGUACGCCGACUAUGGGGGCGCCGGAGGCUGGACGGGCGAAUACUAUGGCAAUGCGCCCUAUGGCAGUCCCUCCUAUAAUGGCUACCCCGUUCCCGACUACAACUACGGUUCUCCGGCACCGAGCGCCGCCCCGCCUCCGGGAACCGAAGACGCCGCCGGCGAUUGGGGCUCGCCCUACCGCAGCCCCCUGAUGUCCGGCAACACUGGCAGCCCCGGGGCCACCGGGCCCGGCAUGCCCGGAUCAGGGAUGCCCGGGCCCGGGAUGCCGGGCCCCGGGAUGGCCGGGCCCGGACAGGAGUACGAGAUGUACGGAGGAGGUGGCGGUGCAGUUGGAUCCGGCGUAGUAGACUACAUGGGGGGUUACGAUGCCUACAAGUACCCCUCAGCGGAUAAUACCCAGGUCGUGCCGCGGAUGCAGCCUACCAGGGACCAGGGCGCGAACCGCAUGAUUCAGUGGCACACUAACCCGACCAUCCGCUCGGCAGACGCUAGAAGCUUCUACAAGCUCACAGGCUACGUGGGGGCGCCACAGGAAGAACCCGCUACCGAGGCUAAUACUCCCCGACCGGUCAUGUCCGAGCCCUCUACGCCAUCCACCGUCGACCAACAGGCCUCUAUAAACGCUACAGCGCAAGCGCAGCUCCAGACGCGACUUUCCCAACAGGGGUGA
Gregarina niphandrodes is the source of this 945-nucleotide messenger RNA. RefSeq lists its product as hypothetical. The record is from RefSeq and is a predicted model, not a curated record. The transcript has a single exon. The coding region runs from base 1 to 945 and encodes 314 amino acids. NCBI's taxonomy places the organism in Eukaryota, Apicomplexa, Conoidasida, Eugregarinorida, Gregarinidae. Gene Ontology annotation, biological process: regulation of DNA-templated transcription.